Messenger RNA from Salmo salar (Atlantic salmon), 1500 nucleotides. RefSeq names its product ATP-dependent RNA helicase DDX24-like. NCBI's taxonomy places the organism in Eukaryota, Metazoa, Chordata, Actinopteri, Salmoniformes, Salmonidae. Gene Ontology annotation, molecular function: ATP binding; nucleic acid binding. The record is from RefSeq and is a predicted model, not a curated record.
UGCACCAAUAAUUUUGAUUGUCACCCGCCGAAAAAACCCACCGAAGAAGAAGAACGUGAUCACAACUGCAAUGGCUACGUCCUCGUGUCAUGCAUUAGUCCAGUCAAGUCGUGUGAUUUAUCAGAGGAAAGUCCUGUAAGCAGUCAAAGGUGCCUAGUCAUUGACGAAGCAGACCGCAUUGUGGAAAGAGGCCAUUUUGCUGAGCUGGAAAGUCUGCUGGAGAUGCUGAACACUGUCCAGUUUAACCCAAAGAGGCAGACAUUUGUGUUCUCCGCCACCCUGACCAUGGCCCACAGCUUGCCCACCCGCGUCUUGCAGAAAAAGGGCAAGAAGGUGGACCAGCAGAGCAAGCUGGAGGUCCUUUUGGAGAAAGUGGGGAUCAGGUCCAAGCCUAAAGUAAUUGAUCUGACCCGGAAGGAGGCUACAGUCGAGACCCUGACUGAGACACGGAUACACUGUGAAAAGGAAGAGAAGGAUUUCUUCCUGUACUACUUCCUGCUCCAGUAUCCAGGCCGGACUAUGGUGUUUGCCAACAGUAUUGACUGCAUCAAGCGGCUUAACUCUCUGCUGGUCAUCCUGGACUGUACUCCAUUGCCACUGCAUGCCAACAUGCACCAGAAGCAGCGCCUAAAGAACCUUGAGCGGUUCGCUGCGAGGGAGAGCUGUGUGCUCCUGACAACUGAUGUGGCGGCAAUAGGGCUUGAUAUUCCAAAUGUUCAACACGUCAUUCAUUACCAGGUUCCCAGGACUUCAGAGACCUGUGUCCACCGCAGUGGAAGGACUGCACGAGCCACCAAAGAGGGUCUCAGUUUGCUCCUGGUUGGGCCAGAUGACAUGAUGAACUUCAAGAGAAUCUACAGAGCUCUGGGAAAGGAUGAGGAGGUUCCCAUGUUUCCCUUUCAGAGCAAGUGCAUGGCUGCCAUCAAGGAGUGAGUCAACAUGGCUAGGAAGAUAGAGAAGAUUGAGUUCCAUAACAGCAGAGAGAAGCAGCACAACUCUUGGUUUAAGCAAGCAGCAGAAGCUUUGGAGAUGGACCUGGAUGAUGAUGUUUUUCUUGGGGGGAGGAAGGAUGAGGAGCAUGACAGGCAGCAGCAGAAGAUGAAGGGCAUGAAGAAGCACAUGAAACACCUGAUUUCUCUGCCUGUAUUCAAGAAUGUGAUGAAGACCAAGUACCCCACACAGAUGGGUAAGCUCUCCCUGCCCAACAUGCCCCUACAUGUUUUGGAAACGCCCUUGACCAGUGUCUCCAAUCAGAAGACAGAAACAAAAGAAAAAGCAGCAGCCGCAGUGUUAAAAAUGAUUGUAGUCUCAAUUAGAAUGUUUGAGAUUGAAUUUAUAUAAAUGGAAAUACAGUGCAAUUAUUGUAACAUUUUUCACAAAUGAUUUUAGAAGAUAUCAGUCUUGUUUUUGAAUAAAUACUUUUUUUUGGACAUUCAAGAAAGUCGAGCGGAGUCUACCGCAUAUGCAUUCACUGUAAAUUACAAAACAAUGCUAAAAACA